AGAUCACAACAUUCCAUAUUUUAGGUUAAUCUAACCUAAAACAUAAACAGUUCAUUAUUUAACGAAUACGAUAAUUUAUUAUAAUAAUUAUUAUAUAUAUUCACUGUGAAUACGUGCCGAAUAAAAAUUAAUUUAGAAAACAUUUCUGCUAUUAUAAAAGUGGCAAUCAUUUUGUUAAUUUUAUAAGUAGUUUUAUAUUUGGGUGUACAAAUGAUAAUUAAACAUUACACUCAAUAAUAUUUAAAAUGGCUUCAAACGCGACAAAAACUAAAUCUAAAUUUCCAACAAUACCAGGCACAAAACCGUCUGUAAAAAAUGCACAGUUGCUUAUCUCAACAGGAAUACCUGCUUUAGACAAUAUAAUAGGUGGAGGUUUACCUAUUGGUUCAAUAUUUCUAAUUGAAGAAGAUAAGUAUGGAUUAUAUGCUAAAAUUAUAUUCAAAUAUUUCAUGGCAGAAGGAGUAGUUACCUCUCAGCCUAUAUUAAUAGCAUCACAAGAUCAUCAACCAUCUCAAUUUAUGUCUGAAUUGCCUGCAGUUAUAAACGACUCAGAAUGCCAUACAAAAACUGUAGAUAAUGGAAAUGAACAAAUGAAAAUUGCUUGGAGAUAUCAGAAUAUGAAAUUGGUGGAUUCAUCUCCCGCAGAAGAUCAUACAUUUGGUCAUUUCUAUGAUCUUACAAAAUCAAUGCAACCGGAUCUUUUGGAACACGCAGAUAUUAAACAGUGGCAUGAAAGUAAUCUGCAGGAGCAGAACAAUAUAUUUGAAAAUACUGCUUACACUGACUUAUUACGUACCAUUCAAGAAAUUUUACGUGAUGGUCAAUAUUUUAUUUCUGAUACGCCAGACAAGAAAAGGAUUUUAAGAAUCGCUAUUCACUGUUUGGGAUCAAGAUUAUGGCUUUCUGACACAGAAACAUCGUCAAAUCAUGAUUUAUUAAAAUUUUUAUACUGCUUUCGAGCACUUCUAAGGAAUUCAUACGCGGUCGGCAUAAUAACUACUCCAGUAAAUAAUUUCGACAACACUGAUGCUUUUGUUGAGAGAAUUGAACAUAUAUCAGACAUAGCAAUCAGAUUAGAAUCAUUUGCGGGAUCUGCGAAGGAAACCAAUCCGUUAUUCAAAGAUUAUCAUGGUCUUUUGCAUAUCAAGAAAUUACCCGCUUUAAAUACCUUGACACCUCACUGUCUAGAAUUCAGAGAUUUAGCAUUUAAAUUACGUCGUAAAAAAUUCAUCAUAGAAGUUCUACAUUUACCACCGGAAUUCGAGGACACAGCACAACGUGAGCAAGAUGAAGCAAUAGCACCCACCAUUGGAUGCACGAGUGGAUCUCAUAAAAGUAUACUAGAUUUCUAGUAUUUACAUGAAUUAUGAUAAAUGUAUUGCAUCAUGUAUUUACAUAAAUUACGAUAUAGCAAAUUAUAUAA
Molecule: messenger RNA, 1423 nt
Organism: Linepithema humile (Argentine ant)
Lineage: Eukaryota; Metazoa; Arthropoda; Insecta; Hymenoptera; Formicidae
Gene: Elp4
Product: Elongator complex protein 4
Biological process (GO): tRNA wobble uridine modification
Cellular component (GO): elongator holoenzyme complex; cytoplasm; transcription elongation factor complex
Source: RefSeq, a predicted model, not a curated record